AUGCCAUACGACCCCAAAAACGAAGACGCUCUAUUCCAAAAAGAAGUGGAAGAUGUAAAGCAGUGGUGGAAGUCGCCGCGCUUCGUGGGCGUGACGCGUCCAUAUACAGCCGAAGCUGUGGUCAGCAAGCGUGGCACAAUGCGCCAGCACUACUUGUCGAACGAGCAGGCUAAGAAAAUGUGGGGCCUGCUGGAGCAUCAUGCGAAGAACAAGACGACAUCACACACAUUUGGCGCAUUGGACCCUGUUCAAGUGUCGCAGAUGGCCAAGUACCUUGAGACUGUGUAUGUGUCAGGGUGGCAGAGCUCUAGCACAGCCAGCUCGACGAACGAGCCUGGUCCCGACCUGGCUGACUACCCAUCGAAUACGGUGCCCAAUAAGGUUGAGCACUUGUUUAUGGCACAGCUUUUCCACGAUCGCAAGCAGCAGGAUGCCCGUCGCAGUAUGACCGCCGAGCAGCGUGCAAAGACGCCCUACGUGGACUACAUGCGGCCCAUUGUGGCUGAUGCUGACACAGGCCAUGGUGGUCUUACAGCCGUUAUGAAGUUGGCGAAAAUGUUCGUCGAGAAGGGUGCUGCUGGUAUUCACAUUGAGGAUCAGGCGCCCGGUACGAAGAAGUGCGGGCACAUGGCCGGAAAAGUACUCGUGCCCAUCUCCGAGCAUAUCAACCGUUUGAUUGCUAUCCGUCUUCAGUACGACAUCAUGGGUGUGGAGAACCUUGUCGUGGCCCGCACCGACUCGGAGGCUGCGACGCUUAUCACCACCAACGUUGACGAGCGGGAUCAUCCAUUCAUCCUCGGCACGACGAACCGUGACCUGCAGCCACUCGUAGAAGUGAUGACCGCUGCUGAGCGCAGUGGUAAGCAGGGGCGACGCCCUUCAUGCGGUAGAGGAUGA
Messenger RNA from Malassezia globosa CBS 7966, 897 nucleotides. RefSeq lists its product as uncharacterized. Lineage: Eukaryota; Fungi; Basidiomycota; Malasseziomycetes; Malasseziales; Malasseziaceae. The record is from RefSeq and is a predicted model, not a curated record. Gene Ontology annotation, molecular function: isocitrate lyase activity. Gene Ontology annotation, biological process: carboxylic acid metabolic process. The transcript has a single exon. The coding region runs from base 1 to 897 and encodes 298 amino acids.